This is a messenger RNA of Solenopsis invicta (red fire ant), 2402 nucleotides long. It is a transcript of the gene Tsr1, whose product is annotated as pre-rRNA-processing protein TSR1 homolog. The transcript is spliced from 12 exons. The record is from RefSeq and is a predicted model, not a curated record. The coding region runs from base 1 to 2373 and encodes 790 amino acids. Gene Ontology annotation, biological process: maturation of SSU-rRNA from tricistronic rRNA transcript (SSU-rRNA, 5.8S rRNA, LSU-rRNA); ribosome biogenesis; endonucleolytic cleavage of tricistronic rRNA transcript (SSU-rRNA, 5.8S rRNA, LSU-rRNA). Gene Ontology annotation, cellular component: preribosome, small subunit precursor; nucleus. NCBI's taxonomy places the organism in Eukaryota, Metazoa, Arthropoda, Insecta, Hymenoptera, Formicidae. Gene Ontology annotation, molecular function: U3 snoRNA binding; GTP binding; GTPase activity.
AUGAGUACGGUGAAACAAGAGACACAUCGACCAGGUGCACUCAAACAAUCUAAUAAACAACACAAAACUGGAAGACAUCGUAGUAAAAGUGCCAUCAAUAACGAUCUCAAAGGUAAACAAAAUGUUAUCGGAAAGUUAUCAAAACGUUUUGAAACCUUGAGAACAAAAAAUCUUGGGAAGGAUGCACGUAGAAAUCAAUUGUUGCAGUUUAGAAAGAAGAAACGCGAGCAAAUAUUGGCACAGAAGAGAAAUUUUGGUGAUAUCCCUUUGGCACCUGUCCUUAUCUGCGUUAUACCAUUGCAGAGUGACACAGAUGUAAAGAAUAUUGUAUCCUUUGUAACUGGAGUGGAUGAAACUGCUAGUGUUGCUACUAGCCCAAGUGGAAUUACGCAUGUUAGUAUACCGAGGCUGAAACAGCGAUUUUCCAUCAUUGUACCACCGAUAGGUGACGUUUUAGCAACGUUGGAUGCAGCCAGAGUCGCUACCACGAUACUCUUUGUAACUUGCGUCACGAGUGAAGCCAAUGAUCGUACACAAAGAAACGUUAUAGAUGCAUGGGGCAAGGAAAUUAUUGCGUCUUGCCUCGCUCAAGGUUUACCAUCUACUAUAGUUGCGGUGCACAAUAUUCAGAUACUUCAUAUUAAAAAACGUCAGGAAUAUAAACAGUUUGUGCAACGCACAAUUUCAAAAUGGCUUCACGAAGAGAAAGUGAUUGAAUUGGAUACUGCAAACGAUUGCUUAAAUAUGUUACGCCGUGCUGGAUCUCAAAAGCAUAAAAGUUUGUUUUACAAAGACAUAAGACCGCACCUUUUGGCUGAGGAAGUCUCCUUUAAAUGUGACGAGAAUUCUCCGGACUUUGGAACUCUCAUGGUCAGUGGAUAUUUACGAGGUACAACACCAUUAUCCGUCAACGAUUUGGUUCAUAUACCAGGUUUUGGAAACUUUCCAAUGUCGUGCAUCAAAUUGCCGGAAGAUCCAUAUUUAAUUGAACACGAGCGAAAGAGAUAUUUUUCUGACGAUAAAACAAAAAUGGAACGAAGAAGUUGUGAAACCGUGAUUCUUGCAGAUCCAGAAAAACAGGAAUCUCUUGAAAGCGAAUAUAUUCCUGAUCCAAUGGAUGCUGAACAAACGUGGCCUACGAAAGAGGAAUUGGCUGAAGCAGCAGCUAAUAGAAAUCGAAAAAUUGUGAAAGUUGUACCAAAAGGAACUUCCGAGUAUCAAGCUGCAUGGAUACCGGAUGAAGAUGGAGAGAGUGUAUGUUCGGAGAAUGAAUCGGAGAACGAUAUGUCUGUGGAGGAGGCGAGAUCUGAAGCAGCCAGUAGUGAAAACUGGCAAGACGACGAACAAUAUGAAACCAUUACGAUAUCGGAAGCACCAUUGGAUGAGGAGCGUUACGAUCAAGAUAUCGAUAUGUUUGAAGAAAAGCAAGCCAUGGAAAACUUCAAAGAAGCAAAAUUGGACGCGCAAUUUCCCGAUGAAAUGGAUACACCUCGGAACAUUUUAGCUAAAAUGAGAUUUCAAAAAUAUCGAGGUCUCGAAUCGUUCCGUACUAGUCCAUGGGAUCCAAAGGAAAAUCUUCCCCUUGAUUAUUCUCGGAUAAUUGAAUUCGCCGAUUACGAUCGCAGGCGAAAACGUAUUUAUAAAGAAUGUAAAAGUACCGAUGGUGACGUCAUGCCAGGGUGUUACAUACAAGUUUGUAUCGCUCGUGUCAACAGAGAAACUUUCAAGGCAUUUGCUAUGGUAGAAAAUAAACCGUUAAUUGUAGUUUCUUUACUUCCAUACGAACAUAAAAUGUCACUAUUGAACGUUGUGUUGAAACAUUCGAGUAAUUACACGCAGCCAAUCAAAUCGAAGGAAAGAUUGAUAUUUCAAUGUGGAUUUCGACGAUUUACGUCGUGUCCAAUAUUCAGUCAGCAUACGAAUGGUGUUAAGCAUAAGUACGAGAGGUACUUUCAUCCCGACAGUACUGUUGUGGCGAGUAUGUAUGCACCCGUUACUUUUUCACCAUGUCCAGUUCUUUGUUACGUCGAGAGUAAAAAUGGCAAACUCGAAUUAAUUGCAACUGGUAGUGUGCUAUCUUGUAAUCCCAACAGAAUUGUUCUAAAACGAGUCAUUCUGAGUGGUCAUCCAUAUAAAGUAAAUAAGAGAUCAGUGGUAGUGCGUUUCAUGUUCUUUCAUCGCGAGGAUAUCGAAUGGUUCAAACCAAUCCAAUUGAGGACGAAAUAUGGACGUAGAGGUCACAUAAAGGAACCUCUUGGUACGCACGGACACAUGAAGUGCAUCUUCAAUGGUCAGCUCAAGUCUCAAGAUACAGUGUUGAUGAAUUUGUACAAACGAGUUUUUCCAAAAUGGACUUUUGAAUCUAUCAACUAAUACAAAUAAAAAUUAUCUAAUCUUGUCGA